Bipolaris sorokiniana ND90Pr is the source of this 1149-nucleotide messenger RNA. RefSeq lists its product as uncharacterized. Gene Ontology annotation, molecular function: inorganic diphosphate phosphatase activity; magnesium ion binding. The record is from RefSeq and is a predicted model, not a curated record. Bases 1 to 1149 code for a protein of 382 amino acids. Lineage: Eukaryota; Fungi; Ascomycota; Dothideomycetes; Pleosporales; Pleosporaceae. Gene Ontology annotation, cellular component: nucleus; cytoplasm. The transcript has 4 exons. Gene Ontology annotation, biological process: phosphate-containing compound metabolic process.
AUGCCUGCCCACCGUACUGUGUUGCAGCUCCGUCCUGGCCGUACACUAAGCUCUCGGCCACCAUUUUCUUUUCACCUGUCGUUGGCUGUCUCAUGCAGACGGCCAGCGGUGACGUUCGUCACAGUGGCGCCGCCAUCCCAACACAGCUCCCCGCCUGCCGGCAGCCCCACUAGACCCCUCAACGACAAAAUCAACUCGAGGGCUCGUCUACUAGCAGGCCAUCUAAACACCCCUUCCUCUUCCACAGCUCUCCACACAGCUGCCACGAAGACGUCGCCCACCAUGUCUUACACCACCCGCAAGAUUGCCGCAGCCAACACGCUCGAGCACCGCAUCUUCAUCGAGAAGGACGGCCAGCUCGUCUCGCCAUGGCACGACAUCCCCCUCUACGCCAACGAGCAGCAGACGAUCCUCAACAUGGUCGUUGAGGUGCCCCGCUGGACCAAUGCCAAGAUGGAGAUCUCCAAGGAGGAGCCCCUCAACCCUAUCAAGCAGGACAUCAAGAAGGGCAAGCUCCGCUACGUGAGGAACUGCUUCCCCCACAAGGGCUACCUCUGGAACUACGGUGCCUUCCCCCAGACUUGGGAAGACCCCAAUGUCGUCCACCAGGAGACCAAGGCCAAGGGUGACAACGACCCGCUCGACGUGUGCGAGAUUGGUGAGCUUGUCGCCAAGCCCGGUGAGGUUAUCCAGGUCAAGGUCCUCGGUGUCAUGGCUCUGCUCGACGAGGGCGAGACCGACUGGAAGAUCAUGGUCAUCAACGUAAACGACCCAUUGGCCCCCAAGCUCAACGACGUUGAGGAUGUCGAGCGCCACCUACCUGGUCUUCUCCGUGCCACAAAUGAGUGGUUCCGCAUCUACAAGAUCCCAGAUGGCAAGCCUGAGAACCAGUUUGCCUUCUCUGGCGAGUGCAAGAACAAGAAGUACGCCAUGGAUAUUGUCCGCGAGUGUGCUGAGGCUUGGGAGAAGCUCAUCACUGGAAAGACCCCCAAGGACGAGAUCAGCCUCACCAACACUACCGUCUCAAGCUCGCCAGACCGCGCUGACGCCAGCUCGCUCAACAUUCCCGCUGGCGAGAACAAGGCACCUGCUCCCAUCGACCCCAGCAUCGACAAGUGGUUCUACAUCUCCGGUGCCCCAUCCAACUAA